This is a messenger RNA of Zalophus californianus (California sea lion), 6148 nucleotides long. RefSeq names its product E74 like ETS transcription factor 4 (gene ELF4). The transcript has 9 exons. Gene Ontology annotation, cellular component: nucleus. Gene Ontology annotation, molecular function: sequence-specific DNA binding; DNA-binding transcription factor activity, RNA polymerase II-specific. NCBI's taxonomy places the organism in Eukaryota, Metazoa, Chordata, Mammalia, Carnivora, Otariidae. The coding region runs from base 459 to 2447 and encodes 662 amino acids. Gene Ontology annotation, biological process: cell differentiation; regulation of transcription by RNA polymerase II. The record is from RefSeq and is a predicted model, not a curated record.
AGUGCAGGUCUCCGCCGGCUCGCGCCCCCUCCCCGGGCGCCCCCGCCGCCCCCUCCCUCGGCGUGGCCCUCCCCGGCGGCCACCCAGGUCCCCCCCGCACUCCACCCCGCCCCCCGGAGUCGUUUUAUCAGGGGCGCCGCCGUCUCACCUGGUAUUUGCAUCUCGCCCUCCAACUUGCCAUUGGCGGCGCGACGUGUGGGAGAGCCCUGCGCCUCGCCCGCCCGGACCAGCCUGCCCCGGCGCCGAGGUCACUCCUGUGGUUGGCCCAGCCCAGCAUGCAGCCUUGAACCUGGCAUAAGGCCACCACCUACUCCAGCUCUCUACACCCCCUAUUUUACUGUGGCUCGGGGUGUAGGCUCUAAGCUCCAAGGUACCUGAACAGCAUCUCUUUGUCAAAAACACCCCCGCAGCUCCAGAGGGCCCUGCGAAUCCUUCUGUCAGCUCUCUGGGGAGACAGCAUGGCUAUUACCUUGCAGCCCAGUGACCUGAUCUUCGAGUUUGCAAGCAACGGGAUGGAUGAUAUCCACCAGCUGGAAGACCCCUCGGUGUUCCCAGCUGUGAUCGUGGAGCAGGUACCCUACCCCGAAUUACUGCAUCUGUACUCAGGACUGGAGCUGGACGACGUUCACAAUGGCAUCAUAACGGAUGGGACCUUGUGCAUGACACAGGAUCAGAUUCUGGAGGGCAGUAUUUUGCUUGCAGAUGACAAUGAAGCAACCUCACAAACCAUGUCAACCACUGAAGUCUUGCUCAAUGUCGAGUCUCCUAACGACAUCCUGGAUGAGAAGCAAAUCUUCAGCACCUCCGAAAUGCUUCCAGACUCAGACCCUGCUCCGGCUGCCACUCUGCCCAACUACCUGUUUCCUGUCUCUGAGCCUGAUGCCCUGAACCAGGCGGGUGACACUGAUGACCAGGAGGGGCAUUGUCUGGAGGAGAAGGUCCCCAGAGAGGAAAGUGCCAAGAAGACUGGAAAAUCAAAGAAGAGAAUCCGGAAGACAAAGGGCACCCGCAGUACCUCACCGGUCACUGACCCCAGCGUCCCCAUACGGAAGAAAUCGAAGGACGGCAAAGGCAGCACCAUCUACCUGUGGGAGUUCCUCCUCGCGCUUCUGCAGGAUAGGAACACCUGCCCGAAGUACAUCAAGUGGACCCAGCGAGAGAAGGGCAUCUUCAAGCUGGUGGACUCCAAAGCUGUGUCUAAGCUGUGGGGGAAGCAGAAAAACAAGCCCGACAUGAACUACGAGACGAUGGGGCGGGCCCUGAGAUAUUACUACCAAAGAGGCAUCCUGGCCAAAGUGGAAGGGCAGAGGCUGGUGUACCAGUUUAAGGAGAUGCCCAAGGACCUGGUGGUGAUUGAAGAUGAUGAGGAGAGAAGUGAAGUCUCGGCGGCCUCCCCUCAGGCCUCCACGCCCUCCACCUCCUCCACCAGCACCACCCGACGAGCCAGUUCCAGGGUCUCGGCCAGAGCUGCUCCCCAGGGCAAGGGAGGCCCUUCCUGGGAGAAGCCAAAGGUUCAGAACGUUGGCUUACAGCCAUCUGCGAAUCUGGAACUGGGACUGUCUAUAGAUGAGGACAUCCCUGCUACCUCCACCGUGCUGGCUCCCCCGCCAGAGAGCCAGGCCAAACUCACCAGAGCCGUGAGUACUUCUUCAGUGCCCAGCAACAUCCACCUGGGAGUGGCCCCCGUGGGGUCGGGCUCCGCCUUGACCCUGCAGACAAUCCCACUGACCACGGUGCUGACCAGCGGACCCCCUGCCAGUACGCCUGCUUCCACACAGCUCGUCCUCCAGAGUGUUCCACCUGCUUCGACCUUCAAGGACACCUUCACUUUGCAGGCCUCCUUCCCGCUGAGCACCAGUUUCCAAGAAAGUCAGGUGGCAGCACCGGGGGCCCCGCUGAUUCUCAGUGGCCUCCCCCAACUUCUGGCUGGGGCCAACCGUCCAAGCAACCCGGUGCCAUCCUCCGUCGCAGGGGCUGGACCGGCCGGGCCCAGCCCUCAGCCCCCCGGGACUGUCAUCGCUGCCUUCAUCAGGACUUCCGGUGCCACCGCAGCCUCUGGGGUCAAGGAGGGGCCGCUGAGGCCCUCCUCAUAUGUGCAGGGCAUGGUGACUGGGGCCCCCGUGGAGGGGCUGCUGGUUCCUGAAGAGACCCUGAGGGAGCUCCUGAGGGAUCGGGCUCACCUUCAGCCACUUCCAACCCAGGUGGUUUCAAGGGGUUCCCACAAUCCGAGCCUUCUGGGGAACCAGACUUUCUCUUCUCCCAGCCGCCCCACUGUUGGGCUGACCCCAGUGGCUGAACUUGAGCUCUCCUCAGGCUCAGGGUCCCUGUUUAUGGCUGAGCCUAGUGUGACCACCUCUGGGAGCCUGCUGACCAGAUCCCCAACCCCAGCCUCCUUCUCCCCAUUCAACCCCACUUCGCUUAUUAAGAUGGAGCCCCAUGACAUAUAAAUGAAGGGGCCGGGGGAAGUGUGCCUCACCAGGCCAAGUUGAGCGGCAUUUUUAUACGGACUUCCUAUAGCAGAGACUGACUGAAGCAGGACUCCUGCCCUUAACUUUUCGGUGGGAUCUCAGUACACCAGAUCCCCUGUCCCCGACCCCUGCCGGUGUCACCUUGGCCAAGCCAUGCCCAGUUUGAGCAUCCCUGGCGUCAGACCAUGGCCUUCAAGAGCACUAGGGGAUAUGCUCUUGUCAGGGUAAUGGGCUGACUGGGUGAUGGAGGAAGAACCUCCUGAGAAGUCUGUGGCCAGGGCCGAUGCAGGGGCCCCGUGGGGAGAGUCCUUUCGUGGGGCUUUUCACCGUCUGUGUUCCCUCCACGGGGAAUUUCCUAUCCCAUAUGUGAAUAUCUCUGUAUGUAUUUGUGUGUACUCGUGGGUCUGUAUCUCUGUUUCUUUGGGGAGGAUGGGGGUGGAGCUGUGAGGUCUUCAAGGGUGUGUGUCUCUGUGGGUCAGCUGCAGAGAUGGGGGUUUUUUUUUAAGGGAAGCAUUCUCUAAUUCCCUUCGGACAAACCAUUCAGUUGCCCUGAGGCUAUGGGGUACAGGCGGAAUCCCCCAAAUUGGGAGAGAUGUCACAGAGCUGGAGCAGAUCCUGGGUAGGAGAAUUUCGAUGGGUGGGUGUGCUGGGGAAGACGGGAGUUCAAAGGGACAGGGUCGGACCCAGAUACGAAGUCCCCACACAGGGCUGGAUUAACUGAAUGUUUGUGCCGAGAGCCUGGGCUGUAAUAUACCAGCCUUCACUGGCACACUGGCCUAUCCAACCCUCCCCCCCGAUCCGGGGAUCCCUCUUGAUUAGUGUCGCCCCAGUAUCUCCCUGCUGUCCGGUGUGGCUGGGGUAGCCGUGUAGCCGUGGACACUGGGGCUGCCUCCCUUCCGUGCCCGCUGCUCAGCCUGCCUUCUACUCACCUUGUAGGUUUGCCACCACCAUCCCCCCCCCCGCAGGAUGGCUACCGCAGACCUCGAGUGGACCGUUGGCUCUCAUCUCCAAGUCGCGCACCUAGCCCUGACUCCCACAGCAAGAAGACAGGAGCCAGUGGAUGUGAGCCCCCACCCCCGACACUUCUGUCCCAACAGGGUUCCCUGCUUCUGUCUUUCCUCUUUCUGAGGACGUUUCAACCCAUCCUCUCCUAAGUGAACCCCUCGGCUUCACUCCUCCUUCCCCUUCUUUGAAUUAGCUUGCCUCUCUCCAGCCAAAUUUGGGGGCAAGGCUAAGAGCUAAGACAUGUCAGCCUCAGAAUCGAUUCUAAUAUCUGGUGAAUUUGGUUAAUGUGAAUCAGUGCCCCAGGCCCUUGGCUAUGUCCUCAGUAGAAAACCAUCCACUUGACCUAACUACCUCCCCAGGUUGUUCUCUCUCUCCUUCUGGUCACUGCCAAGCCUCCUGUGUUCUCUCCCACUCUCUUCCUGUUCUUCCCUCUUCUCUCCCUGGAAAGGAACCAUUUAUGGAUGUGCAGGUGUAUUUAUUACACGUCUCCAGCACUUGGCAUUAAAAUGCCUUUUUCUAAUCCAUUUAUUAUGACAAAUUCCUGAUGGUGGAAAGUGAAACAUCCCGCGAAAGUCACCUAAAAAAAAAUUUUUUUUGCACAAAGGCGCUGCAUGAGUUUGGGGUGCCCUACCCCCCCAACGAAUUUCACAGAACCCAUGAUCUGAAGGUCACUGAUACCCUUACCGUGACAUCACAUGUUGUCCUCACAGUUCUCAGUCCCCGUGAGUCCUGGCAGCUCGUGACACUACUUCCCACCCCCUUGGGCAGUGGCCGCACGCCGGAGUGCUGAGUGUGGGCCCCCCCCCCCCCCGGCUCUCGUCUGUUCUCCUGGCUCUGGCUCGGCUCUUUGGGGACGGCUCUGAAGUCAAGAGCCGCAGCUCCUGCUUACAUUUCUAGCAGCCGGCUGGACGUUUCCAUCCAGACGCCUGUCCUGCCUCAAAGACAGCCCCUCUGUCAAACAUGGAUUUAAAACAAAUGAAUUUUAAAGUCUUUACACACACACACACACACACACACACACACACACACACACACACACACACACACACACACAAAACCUUUCCCCUCAAAAAACAAACAAAAAGCUGUCAUGACUUGCCUAUUUCUAUUCAUUGUACCAACAUUUUCCUGACCUUUGAAGCUUGACAGUUCAGAGCCAUCUGAUGGUUGCCUUCGUUUGACCCCGUCCCCUCCCCUAUCUCCUGAAGUCCAGGCCAUUUGGCACAUCUCUGAAAUCUCCCCUUUCUUCCACAUUUCCGGAGCCUCCAGCCUAGCUCAGACUUACCCAGAGCUCACCCCCUCCCAGGCACAUCAACACGCACCACGGUGUGACCUGUCUCAUCCCCUCCGAUCUGCCAGGGCACCCAUUCUGUUCUUUCUCUGCUAAAAAGCCUUUGGUGGCUCCUCAUUGCCUCUAGGUAAGGGUGAUACUCAAAAUACUGAGCCUCCCUGUUGUAGGCAGCUGGGCAUUAACCCUGUAUUUGCUGAAUCUUGAGGCCGGCCAGGGGUCCUGGAGGAGGGAGGAGGGAGCACUUGCAGGCUCAGGGCUGUAAUUCCAAAAGUGAGGUCCCAAGUCGUUGACCUGGCAAGGCCCUUCCCCAUGAGGUCCCAGCUGACUUCCCUGGUCAUCUCUCACUUGGUUUCCCUGACUCCCAAAAUACUGCUCCAGUAAGAGUUAGGGAUUUGCUGGCCUUUGAGCUUGCCUCUGUUUGGUUUCCCACCUCUGUGGUUUUGUUUUACUUGGUUCUGCUCAACCAGAAUGCUCCGCGAAUCCUUUAAGACUCGAUUUGUGGAAGCUGCUUCCCCACACCAGCCUACCCUUACAUGAGUUCUUCAUUUUACAUUCAUAGCAAUUGCCGCUCUUUGGGCAACUGAUCGCGAACAGCCUGUGACAUCUCCUCUGUUAUAAUCACAAACUGUUACUUAAAUCUUCAAUGACCUGGACCUAUUUUGUCUCCCCAGUUAGUGUGUUACCUUCUGAGGGGCCGGGGGGCGCGUAGCACCCACAGAGCAGGGCACACUACAAAGCAUCUAGUGAGCACCAGCGAAUAUUGCCGAUUAAGCUGGUGAGAGAUGGGGACCAAAGUCUGAGGCUGGUGACCUCUGACCUCCCCCCUGCACAGGCACUCACCCCAGGUGCUCCACUACCCAGGGCCAGCCCUCCCUGGCUCAGUGCCCUCAUGGUACCCCCACUCCCACCCCCCAGCCUUGCACCCGAGAGUUGUUACUACUUUGAACAUCCCCUGCCCCUAAAGAAACUUCCCUGUCCAGUUUCUUUCCUAAUUCAAAGUGUUAAAUUAGCUAAUCUGGUUAACUAACCUGUGCUGAUCUAGUUACGGGAGAGGGCUGGAGGCGACCCUCAGGAGACAGGUUCAUUUUGACCAGAGUCCUGUGGCAGCACCAUCCUGGCCUCUGCGAUGGUGUAAUGGAGUCAGGAGACGGCUCCUCACCCCCCCAGCAGCCCAUGUAGUACAGCUUCCUCUGGGCCCCACGGCACUUUGCGUAUACCUCUUAUUGUAGCACUUAGCACAUGGUAGCUCCUUAGCUGUGUGUUCAUGUAUGUUGCCCCUCCAAUAGACUGUGAGCUCCUCAAGGACAGGGACUGUGUGUUAGUCACUGAUGUAUCCCCAGCGCCUAGCACAGUGCCUGGCACACAGUAGGUGCUCAAUAAAUGU